This is a messenger RNA of Gongylonema pulchrum, 489 nucleotides long. The record is from the annotation of a GenBank genome assembly. NCBI's taxonomy places the organism in Eukaryota, Metazoa, Nematoda, Chromadorea, Rhabditida, Gongylonematidae.
AUGGCUGUCCGCGAUAUUUUACUGUAUUACUUGCUCAAUGUAAGCUCGGGAUUUUACCUCUCAGCUGCACACAAUGCCUUCUAUUUCGUACUGGACUGGCGUACUGUAGUGCUGCAUUUUUUGCAUUAUUUCUUCACGUUUUGUUUUCUGUUGCUUUGCUCACUGAUCGGCAUGCAUCACUGGUACAAACCGAUACCUAUCACACCACUACUACGACCCGUUAUCACACAGACCAUUAUCGUACUACUCUCAAAUCGUAUCCACUCACAGCUGCGCUCCGGCAGCCUCUAUUUGCUACGAUUAUUCGAUUUCUUGACAACGCUGACCGUAGCACAAUUCUCGAAAUCGCUACUCAGAUCCGACAGCAGGCCUCCGAUCAGUUUAUUGGUAGGUCCAUCAGAUUUUUCAAAAAUUUUGAGAAAAAUUUUAUUACACGCAUUCCUCCUACCGCCAACGUGGAACUUACGUUAUCAGGAACAGAUGAGGUGA